UUCAGUUUGAGCACUAUAGAAUACAAUGUUGUCCGCGCUGCUUGUUAUUGCUGUCUGUAUGACAGCCACAGCUGUCAGUGCACUCAAUAAACCCUGCUUGAGUGACCAGUUGGAAUAUGGCGGAUACGACAGCUUUGGGAGGUACUCGUACAAUGCCCUGGACUUUAAGAAAAAAAUGUCCGGACUACAAAGGAUCGCCGGGUCAAAAAUGGUGAAAGAUUUUUCAGGUGCCCAGGCUAGACGUUACGACAUCACCCCAGACAACUGUACUGUGACUAACAUCAGUAGCUCGCCAGACACCCCACAGUGUGUACCAGACGACGCAAUGAAGGUACCAGCCAAUGAGGGCUUCGCCUGGAAGUUUCAGAACGUAGAUGGCGCCACGUUGUUCUACAAUGUCACCUCCGACCCAUCUAUGGCAACUGUGGUUCUAGAGAAAGAUUCGCCUAAACAACAAGCCAACGUUAUUUACUUUAACUGGAGCACGGUGAUUACAGACGCAGAUAUAUUUGUCAUACCAGCACGUUGCCAUGGUAACUAGAAUACGUCAUCAAAUCUGUAACUUGAAAAACAAUUAAAAUUGUGUUUAAAAACUUGACAUUAAACCA
Molecule: messenger RNA, 608 nt
Organism: Physella acuta
Lineage: Eukaryota; Metazoa; Mollusca; Gastropoda; Physidae
Source: RefSeq, a predicted model, not a curated record